Molecule: messenger RNA, 1792 nt
Organism: Andrographis paniculata
Lineage: Eukaryota; Viridiplantae; Streptophyta; Magnoliopsida; Lamiales; Acanthaceae
Product: sugar transport protein 8
Exons: 4
Coding region: 189-1655 (488 amino acids)
Biological process (GO): monosaccharide transmembrane transport
Cellular component (GO): membrane
Molecular function (GO): monosaccharide transmembrane transporter activity
Source: RefSeq, a predicted model, not a curated record
UAUAAAGUAAAUCCGAUUCACAAUAAAAAUUUUAGCAAGUAUUAUAUCAACUGCCAAUAUAUAUUAUUAUAUUUAUCUCACACCAUUUUUCUCACUGUCACAAAAAUUUCAGACCCGUCCGUACACACAUACAUACAAAAUCUGUAUCUAUAACUCCUCCCAAAUCGCCGCCACCACCGCCGCCGGAAAUGGAUAGCGCCGCCGGUUCGAUGAAAUCGAGGUUGACUCCGUACGUUUUCGCCUGUUGGAUUCUCGCCGCCUUUGGAGGCCUUAUGUUCGGCUAUGACAUUGGAAUUUCAGGUGGGGUAACGGGAAUGGACGAUUUCUUACAGAAGUUUUUUCCGCAUAUUUUGGAGAGGAAAAAACAUGCGAAUGAAAAUAAUUAUUGCCGAUACGAUGAUCAGUUAUUACAGCUGUUCACUUCGUCUCUAUACAUCGCGGCUCUCGUCGCGAGUUUUUUCGCUUCCGGCGCCUGCACGGCGUUCGGAAGGAAACCUACGAUUCUUACAGCCGCCGUGUUCUUUGUCUGCGGCGCCGCCCUUUGCGGCUUCGGACAAGCCCUCUGGAUGCUCAUCAUCGGCCGGAUUCUCUUCGGCUUCGGCGUCGGCUUUGGAAAUGAGGCUGUCCCGUUAUUCUUGUCGGAGAUAGCGCCGGUACAUCAACGAGGCGCCGUAAACAUCCUCUUCCAACUCUUCGUAACGAUCGGGAUUUUAAUCGCAAACCUCAUAAACUUCGUGACGGCGAAGAUCCAUCCCAACGGUUGGAGGAUUUCGUUAGGCCUCGCGGCCGUUCCCGGAACGAUUCUUCUAAUCGGCUCCUUGAUCAUAACCGAAACGCCGCCGAGCCUCGUCCAAAGGAAUAAAAUGGACCAAGGAAAAAGCGCGCUGAAAAAAAUUCGUGGGGUCGAGAACGUCGACUUUGAAUUUCGACAAAUCGUCGAGUCGUGCGAGCAAGCCCGACAGGUCAAGGACCCUUUUCGGAAAUUGUUCCGAAAAUCGGGUGUCCCGCCUUUGAUCAUAUCAAACGUUAUCCAAAUAUUUCAACAGCUUACCGGAAUCAAUGCUAUUAUGUUCUACGCCCCUGUCUUGUUUCAGACACUCGGGUUUCACUCCGACGCCUCGCUGCUGUCGUCGGUUAUUACCGGGUUGGUUAAUGUCGGAUCGACUUUCGUCUCAAUUUUUACUGUGGAUAAAAUUGGGAGAAGGUUGCUUCUUCUUGAGGCUUGCAUUCAAAUGUUGAUCUCUCAGGUUGCGAUUGGAGCUAUCCUCCACGUACAUUUAAAGGACACGGGGUCGUUAAACAAGGGGUGGGCACUGAUCGUGGUCGUAUUGGUUUGUUCAUUUGUUAUGUCGUUCGCGUGGUCUUGGGGGCCGAUGGGGUGGCUAAUCCCGAGCGAGAUUUUCCCCGUCGAGACAAAGACGGCGGGAUUUGCAUUUGCCGUCAGCACCAACAUGAUCUUCACUUUCUUGAUCGCACAGGCGUUUUUGUCGAUGAUGUGUCAUCUCAAAGCUAAUAUUUUCUUUUUCUUUUCGGCGUGGAUCGUGAUAAUGGGCCUCUUUGUUUUGUUCCUACUUCCCGAGACGAAAGAUGUCCCGACGAACGAGAUCGAGGAAAGGAUUUGGAAGCCCCAUCCUCUUUGGAGAAAGUUCUUUUGAUGUAAUGAAAUUUGGGCUUAAGAUGUUCUUAUCUUUGUACUUCUGGUUGAUUGUCUUAAUAUUGUUUUCGUGUUUUGGAUUGUGUUUGGAGAUUUUGAAACGGUUAUGAUUUUGUGAAAUAAGAUUUGUUAUGCGUA